This is a messenger RNA of Gekko japonicus, 1852 nucleotides long. Its product is annotated as cytochrome P450 2F3-like. Gene Ontology annotation, biological process: xenobiotic metabolic process. Gene Ontology annotation, cellular component: intracellular membrane-bounded organelle; cytoplasm. The record is from RefSeq and is a predicted model, not a curated record. Lineage: Eukaryota; Metazoa; Chordata; Lepidosauria; Squamata; Gekkonidae. Gene Ontology annotation, molecular function: iron ion binding; heme binding; oxidoreductase activity, acting on paired donors, with incorporation or reduction of molecular oxygen, reduced flavin or flavoprotein as one donor, and incorporation of one atom of oxygen. The transcript has 9 exons. The coding region runs from base 54 to 1421 and encodes 455 amino acids.
CAUAAGACAAGAUCAGCAGCGAAUCGGCAGCUCUCGUUCUCUGCAGCGCGGAGAUGGAGUUUUCCACCAUGAUGGGCUUCAGCGGCCCCUUCACCAUUCUGCUGGCCAUGGCCAUCUCCUGCCUCUUCUUCCUCGCCUUCUCGUCGAAGAAGAAGUUCCGCAGCCUCCCGCCGGGGCCCACCCCGCUCCCCUUCAUCGGCAACAUGCUCCAGGUGGACGUGAAGGACCUGAUCAAGUCUCUGAGAGAACUCAGCAAGACGUACGGUCCGAUGUACACCUUCCACCUGGGCUCCCGGCCCUGCGUGGUCCUCACCGGCUACCAGGUCCUCAAGGAGGCUCUGAUCGACAAGGCGGAAGAGUUCAGUGGCCGCGGCGACUUCCCUGCUGUCCAGAUGUGGAGCAAAGGCAACGGGAUCGUCUACGGCACGGGGGAGUGCUGGCGGCAGCUGCGCCGCUUCGCCAUCACCACCUUCAAGAACUUCGGGAUGGGGAAGCGGUCCAUCGAGGAGCGGAUCAAGGAGGAGGCCCAGUUCCUGAUGGAGGAGCUCCGCAAGACCCAAGGCAAGCCCUUUGACCCCACCUUCUUCCUGAGCUGUGCCGGCUCCAACAUCAUCAGCACCCUGGUUUUCGGAAGCCGCUUCGAAUACACGGACAAGAAAUUCCUCAUGUUGAUGGACCUCAUCAACACCAACUGGAAGCUCAUGAGCUCCACCUGGGGACAACUGCUCUUCACCUUCCCGGAGAUCAUGAAGCACAUCCCCGGGCCCCAUCGCCAGAUCUACAAGAACUACCUGAAGCUGGCAGAGUUUGUGGGCGAGCGGCUGGAGAUGAACAGGCAGACGCUGGACCCCAACAACCCGCGGGACUUCAUCGACUGCUUCCUCAUCAAAAUCCAGCAGCCCCAGUGGGAAAAACUCCAUGAGGAAAUCGACCAGGUCAUCGGGGUGAACCGCAGCCCCUGCAUGGAGGACAGGCAGAAGAUGCCCUACACGGACGCCGUCCUCCACGAGAUCCAGCGCUUCGCUGACAUCGUCCCCAUGGGGGUGCCCCACACCGUCACGCGGGACAUCGAAUUCCGUGGAUACACCCUCCCCAAGGACCUGAACGUUAUCCCCCUGCUCUGCACGUCCCAGUUCGACCCGACACAGUUCAAGAAUCCAAACUCCUUUGACCCGACUCAUUUCCUGGAUGAGAACGGGCGGUUCAAGAAGAACGACGCCUUCAUGGCAUUCUCAGCAGGGAAGCGGGUCUGCCUGGGAGAAGGCCUGGCCAUCGCGGAGCUCUUCAUCUUCCUCACCAACAUCCUGCAGAACUUCAAGCUGAAGCCCCUGAUGGACCCCAAGGACAUCGACAUCACCCCGGAAUCGACCGGGCUGGGGAGCAUCCCCCGCCCCUACCAGUUCUGCCUCCUCCCUCGGUAGAACCUUCCUGCCCCCCCCAACCAGCACGACAAAGCCUGGUCCUGGGGUUGGGAGCGAAGAGGCGGGGUGGUGAGGAGGGAGAAGGCGCCCACCCCUCCAGGCGGCAAUCGGGGGGGUCCCGUUCCAGAUGCUACCUCCCCCCACUGCCGGCCCAAAGGGGUAUUCCACCUCCUCCACACCUCCGUCCUCUCCUUCUGCUGCCAUCUACCCUGCUCACUCCGGCACUGACGCCUCCUCGCUCGCUCUCCGCUCCCCCUCGCUCUGGGGCAUGCCCUCCACCCCCCAUGCCUCCUUUCAGCAUCUGUCUGGCCUGCCCACAUCCCUGCCCUGCUCCCUUGGGGGGGGUCUUCUGCGACCCAGCUGCCUCCCGCCUCACCUCUGCCCCCCUCUUUGGUGUAGUGGACUCUAAUCUGGGAGAACCGGGCUUGAUU